Molecule: messenger RNA, 2266 nt
Organism: Panicum virgatum (switchgrass)
Lineage: Eukaryota; Viridiplantae; Streptophyta; Magnoliopsida; Poales; Poaceae
Product: beta-glucosidase BoGH3B-like
Exons: 6
Coding region: 62-2029 (655 amino acids)
Biological process (GO): glucan catabolic process
Molecular function (GO): beta-glucosidase activity
Source: RefSeq, a predicted model, not a curated record
UUGUUGCUUUAUUUGCAGCUCAAGAAAGAAGAAACCACACCGCCAACAUCAGAGCUGAGCCAUGGGGGUCCCUGGAGGCGGCACUGGCAGCAGCCGCGGCAGGGUGGUCGCCGCUGCUGCCUCGCUCGUGUUGCUUAUUCAGCUCAGCUCUUGCUGCGCUUCUCCGGCGGCGGCCGCGGCGACCGGAGGCGGAGGGGAGCAGCAGGGUGCCAAGUACAAGGACCCGAGGCAGCCGCUGAACGCGCGGGUCGAGGACCUGCUGCGGCGGAUGACGCUUGCCGAGAAGAUCGGGCAGAUGUCGCAGAUCGACCAGGAGAACGCCACCGCCGGCGUCAUCAGCAACUACUUCAUAGGGAGCGUGCUGAGGGGCGGCGGCAGCGUGCCGGCGGCGGACGCCCCGCCGGAGGCGUGGGUGGAGAUGGUGGAGACGAUACAGAGCGCGGCGGUGUCGACGCGCCUGGGGAUCCCCGCCAUGUUCGGCAUCGACGCCAUCCACGGCCACGGCUACGUCUACAAGGCCACCGUCUUUCCGCACAACGUCGGCCUCGGUUACACCAGAGACCCCGAGCUGGCAAAGAAGAUUGGAGCAGCAGUUGCACUUGAGGUCAGGGCCACCGGAAUCCCCUUCAUAUUCGCUCCAUGCCUGGCGGUGUGCAGAGAUCCGAGGUGGGGACGGUGCUAUGAGAGUUUCAGCGAGGACUCCAAGCUGGUGCAGCAGAUGACCUCCAUCAUCUCAGGCUUCCAAGGAGAAAUCCCAGCGAGCAGCCGGCUAGGCGCCCCGUUCAUCGCCGGCCAGCGCAACGUGGCUGCGUGCGCGAAGCACUACGUCGGCGACGGUGGCACCACCAGGGGGAUCAACGAGAACAACACGGUGGCCACCUUCCACCAGCUGCUUGGCAUCCACAUGCCGCCCUACUACAGCGCCGUCAUCCAGGGCGUCUCCACCAUCAUGGUCUCGUACUCGAGCUGGAACGGGGUCAAGAUGCACGCCAACCGCUUCCUUGUCACCGACUUCCUCAAGAACAAGCUCCGAUUUAGGGGUUUUGUGAUCUCCGAUUGGCUAGGACUUGAUAGGAUCACAAGCCCAGAGCAUGCUGACUACCCUCUGUCCGUGAAGCUGGGCAUUCUUGCUGGCAUUGACAUGGUCAUGAUUCCAUACCAGUACAAGGAGUUCAGGGACGACCUCACCUUGCUGGUGCAGAACGGGACCAUCCCGAUGAGCCGGAUCGACGACGCCGUCCGCCGGAUCCUCCGCGUCAAGUUCACCUUGGGCCUCUUCGAGAAUCCCUACGCCGACACCAGCCUCGCCGGCGAGCUCGGGAAGCAGGAGCACCACGACCUGGCGCGGGAGGCCGUGCGCAAGUCCCUCGUCCUGCUCAAGAACGGCAAGCCCGGCGACGAGCCGCUCCUGCCGUUGCCCAAGAAGACCCACGGCAGCAUCCUCGUCGCCGGCAGCCACGCCGACGACCUCGGCCGCCAGUGCGGCGGCUGGACCAUCAAGUGGCAGGGCCUCACGGGGAACAACCUCACCGCCGGGACCACCAUCCUCGACGGCAUCAAGCGCGCCGUAGGGCCCGCGGGCACCGACGUCGUCUACUCCGAGAGCCCCGACGCCGGCUUCAUCCAGCGGAACAAGGCUCGGUUCGACUACGCCGUCGUCGUCGUGGGCGAGCAUCCCUACGCCGAGACGGCAGGCGACAACCUGAACCUGACUAUCCCGGCGCCCGGGCCCGGCGUCAUCCGGAACGUGUGCGGCGGCAUCAGGUGCGUCGUGGUGCUCGUGUCCGGGCGGCCGCUGGUGGUGGAGCCGUACAUCGACGCCAUCGACGCGCUGGUGGCGGCGUGGCUGCCGGGGACGGAGGGGCAGGGCGUCGCCGACGUGCUGUUCGGCGACUACGGGUUCACCGGGAAGCUGUCGAGGACGUGGUUCCGGACGGUGGAGCAGCUGCCGAUGAACGUCGGCGACGCGCACUACGACCCCCUGUUCCCGUUCGGGUUCGGGCUCGAGACGCAGCCGCUGAAAGCGUAACUAGUUUCGGAAUAUGCACGCCUUCAUUUUCAUCUUGGUUAGGUAGUUUCCGCCCAUUUUUAAUUGAUCAUCACUUUUUUUUGCGGGUAUUUUAAUUGAUCCUCACUGUAGUAUCUAUCUAUCUAUCUGAGGACACUGAACGAAUAUGGGACACGACCUGGUGAUGCGAAGCUUUUCACCUUACUCGUUUCAGUGGAGCAAGUAGUUUUGAAGUUCGUAAGAUUAAAAUAAAAUUGU